GGGGGCUCUCAAACUGCUUUGCUUCCAAAAGGAAAAGACGCUGGCAGGCAUUCAUAUUUCAGCCCUCAAGUUAUGUAGGUUAAAGUCUUCCAGUGGGAAAAUGGAGCGCGUAAGAGAGCUGGUGGUGAUGCUCGCUAGAAGGAAAGCAGAAAAAAGGAGCGCAUAAUUCCAGCCAGAUGAAGGUGAGCGAUGCAAUGGAAGAGCGGUGCUAGCACAUGAAUUUUCAGCAGAAUAUUUCUUUCCACCAGUGUCAACAUGCAGAGCAACUACUCCCUGGCCAUCACCACCGGGGAAACUCUCCAGGCCCUCUACACGGCGCUGACCAACACGUCGGCUGCCCUGCGCGGGCCGCCUCCCUGCCCUCUUACCUCUUCUGACUACCAAUUUUCACUAAUUCCAGUACUCUUCUCCAUAGUUUUCAUACUGGGGUUGGUUGGCAACAGUGUGGUGGUGGCCGUACUCUGCCGUCAAAGCGGCCCCAAAACAGUUGCCAAUAUCUACAUUUUCAACCUGGCCAUGGCGGAUUUGCUGUGCCUUGUCACCCUCCCCUUCUGGGCUACAUAUUACGCACACGGAUACAACUGGCUUUUUGGAUCUCUCAUGUGCAAAAUCUCCAGCUCGGUCCUUUGCCUGAACAUGUUUGCAAGUAUAUUUUUCAUCACCUGCAUGAGUUUGGACCGGUACCAUGCUAUUGUCCAUCCUAUUCGCUCUCAAAGGAGAACACUGCAGCAGGCAUACGUUAUAGCACUGGUUGUGUGGAGCCUGGCCUGUUUCUCCUCCCUCCCGACUUUUUAUUUCCGUGACACGCACUACAUUAAAAGCUUGGGGGUAAAUGCUUGUAUUAUGGCCUUUCCUCAUGAGAAUUAUGCAAAAUGGUCUGUGGGAACAGCCUUCCUGAAAAAUACAGUUGGUUUCUUCAUCCCCUUGAUAGUGAUCACCACGUGCUACAUCUGGAUCAGGAGGCACUUGCUAAAAGCACAGGAGUUUGGGAAAAACAAGCAGAAAAGGGACAAAGUCUUAAAACUAGUGGCUGCUGUUGUUGUGGCCUUCUUGAUUUGCUGGCUCCCAUUCCACAUUUUAACAUUUUUGGAUGCGCUGGCUCAUAUGGACAUCAUUAAUGACUGUGCUGUGACAAGCAUCAUCGACACGGCACUGCCCUUUGGCAUCUGCCUGGCAUUUGCUAACAGCUGCGUCAACCCUUUGCUGUACUGCUUUAUUGGGAACCAAUUCCAGGAGAAGCUCCAUCACUUGUUCAAACGCCAGGUUUAUCAGUUCAACAGCCAUCGAGAGAGCUCCUCUUUGCGAAAAGGGAGCUGCUUCAGAGAUGCUGAGGCUUUAGGGGGUGCUGGAGAGAGUCCUGGGCCCAUGUAGUAGGUGCCUGGCACAGCACAGGGCUGCACCGGAGCAGUGGGCUGCCCUGCAGUGACGAUGCUCUUCUCUCCUCUUCGCUUUGCAUCUGCUCACCUGCCAGUUGUUUGGAGGAGAACUUGUUUUCAUCAUACAUGGGGAUUUUCUCUUCCUUUCCACAAUGAGCAGCAAAGUUUUGCAUAGAGGGAAGUUUCUGGCAAAUAAAUAUAUC
This is a messenger RNA of Rhea pennata, 1579 nucleotides long. It is a transcript of the gene AGTR2, whose product is annotated as angiotensin II receptor type 2. The record is from RefSeq and is a predicted model, not a curated record. The transcript is spliced from 2 exons. Gene Ontology annotation, biological process: G protein-coupled receptor signaling pathway; regulation of apoptotic process; calcium-mediated signaling. Gene Ontology annotation, molecular function: C-C chemokine receptor activity; C-C chemokine binding; angiotensin type II receptor activity. Gene Ontology annotation, cellular component: membrane; external side of plasma membrane. Bases 256 to 1371 code for a protein of 371 amino acids. Lineage: Eukaryota; Metazoa; Chordata; Aves; Rheiformes; Rheidae.